UGCUGCGGAGUCGCAUAUCCUUUCGUGAGUCGAGCGAUUCCACUUUCGCUACCAUUCGAAAUAGUUUUUAUUUUGCUCCGCGGCAUAAAUUGUAUAUUUUCGCUUAAAAUCCGGAAAUAAUCGUCCGCAAAGUUGUUUAGUGGCUAAAUAAAGCAGUGACCGUAGGAAAGCAACCGGUAGCGCUAUGGGAGUACCAGCAUUCUUUCGCUGGUUAUCGCGAAAGUAUCCGUCCGUCAUUGUUGAGUGCGUGGAGCAAAAGCAUGAAGAUGACCAGGGGGAAGUGUUGUAUGACGAUAUGACCAAACCGAACCCGAACAAGGUAGAGUUUGACAACCUGUACCUGGACAUGAACGGUAUCAUCCAUCCUUGUACGCAUCCGGAGGACAAACCGGCGCCCAAGGAUGAAGACGAAAUGAUGGUAGCAAUCUUUGAGUGCAUUGACCGCUUGAUGAACAUCGUACGACCGCGCAAGCUGCUCUACAUGGCCAUCGAUGGUGUCGCUCCGAGAGCUAAAAUGAAUCAACAACGCUCGCGUCGUUUCAGAGCAUCCAAGGAAGCAGCAGAAAAGGCAGCGGAGAUUCUGAAAAUCCGCGAGGACCUGAUGUCCAAGGGCUGUAUAUUGCCUCCGGAGAAGGAGAAAGGAUCCCACUUUGAUUCCAACUGUAUCACUCCGGGAACGCCCUUCAUGGAUAGGCUGAGCAGGUGCUUACAGUACUUUGUGCACGAUCGGAUGAACAACAAUCCUGGAUGGAAGGGACUGAAGGUGAUCCUGUCGGAUGCGAAUGUUCCCGGGGAAGGUGAGCACAAAAUUAUGGACUACAUUAGGAAGCAGAGAGCACAACCAGAUCACGAUCCCAAUACGCAUCACGUUCUUUGCGGAGCGGAUGCCGACUUGAUCAUGUUGGGCCUUGCUACUCACGAGACGUAUUUCACCAUUAUCAGAGAGGAGUUCCUGCCAAAUAAGGAAAGACCUUGCGACAUCUGUCAGCUGAUGGGGCACGAAAUGAAAGAUUGCUCUGGUUUACAAUCGGCAAGGGACGGUAAUAGGUCGCCACCUCCGCCAGGAAAAGAAACGCAAUUCAUUUUCGUUAGAUUGAAUGUACUGAAGGAGUACCUUGCAAAGGAACUGGACAUGCCGAACUUGCCCUUCACGUAUGACUUUGAACGCGUAAUCGACGAUUGGGUUUUUAUGUGCUUCUUCGUUGGAAACGAUUUCCUGCCGCAUUUGCCUAGUCUGGAAAUUCGGGAGAACGCAAUCGAUCGGUUAGUCACACUGUACAAAAAGUGUGUAUACAAGACAAAAGGCUACCUCACCGAUUCCGGUAGCGUCACACUGGACCGUGUUGAACUGAUUAUGACGGAUCUCGGCUACGCAGAAGACGAAAUUUUCAGAAAUCGUAAGGUCACCGAGGAUCGUUUCAAAGAACGCAACAAACGAAUGAAACUACAGAAGGAACGUGAACAACGUCCUAAUUUCGAGCAAAUGAACAAAUCGCAAUUCGCUCCGACUCCACUGGGGAGGGGAAUCACUCCGCAGGCGGUUCAGAAUCCACGACAAGAGGCGGCUCAGUUCCGGAUGAUGGGUAACAAUCAACAACAAUCCCAGCAGCAGCAGCAGCAGAACAAUUUCGGAAACGACCAAAACCGUCGUGGCCAGAAGCGCAAAGCCGAUGAACCACUCAAUCCCAAAGCUGCUGAAGAGGAAGAAACUCCCGACGAAGUCCGUCUGUGGGAGGAUGGCUUCAAAGAUCGUUACUACGAAUCAAAGUUCGAUGUUUCGCCCCAUAACAUGAAAUUCCGUUCAACAGUAGCCUUGGAAUACGUCCGGGGACUGUGUUGGGUACUUAAAUACUACUACCAAGGCUGUGCCAGUUGGGAAUGGUACUUCCCGUACCACUAUGCACCGUUUGCAUCCGAUUUCAAGGGUCUCACGCACGUCAACACUCACUUUGAUAGAGGAACUCCAUUCAAACCAUUACAGCAGCUAAUGGGAGUGUUCCCGGCGGCCAGUAGGAGCCACGUCCCACCGGCGUUCGCCGAGCUGAUGGUCGACCCAAAGUCUCCGAUCAUCGACUUUUAUCCGAUAGACUUCCACAUCGAUUUGAAUGGGAAAAAGUUCGCCUGGCAGGGUGUGGCACUGCUGCCCUUCGUCGACGAGAAGCGGCUGUUCAAGGCCACUGAUCCGAAGGUGCCGCAACUAACACACGAAGAACGACUCCGCAACGAAAACGGUCUGGCCCGAUUGUAUCUAUCUCCCGGACCGGAAGCGUACAAGAUGGUCAGAAGCUUGUACAAAGACAACGUAGAUUACGAACGCGAAGUUCCCAUUUUGGCCGAUUGUAUGAAGGGUAUCAUCAUCCCAACCAAGGAAAAUAUCCCGCAGGACGGUGUGUUACCGUCGCCCAUCCCCGGUCUGCACCCGGUGUGUGAGAACAAGGUCUUGACAAUGAAAUUCCUCGAUCCACAAUACGCGGAUGAUUUCAUCUAUCCUUCCCGUAAAUUGGAAGGAGCAAAAGAUCAACCCAAGGUGCUGGGAGCGAAUGAAGGGCCAGUGAUCGGGUUCGGACAGCGAACGAAUCGUGGAGGGUUGGGUAGUGCCGGCCAUAGGAUGAUGAACCAUUACGCUGGGAAUGGCAUGAACAAUAGAGGAGGCAGAGGCGGCGGCGGCGGUGGAGGAGGUGGCGGUGGACGCAAUGAUUACAACAAUUUCUCGAAGGGUGGAAAUUCGUCCAAUAACAGCAGCUACAACAACAGCAGCAACUACAACUCGUCUGUCGGUAGCAACAGCAGUCUAAACUUAUCGGGCAGCAACUACAGCAAUUCAAAUGCCAACUCGAAUUCGAACCGUGGUGGUGGUGGCGGUGGCGGCGGCGGCGGUGGUGGCGGAGGUAGCGGAAGCGGUGGCAAUAGUGGCAAUUUGAGCGCCUUCGAGCAGCUUAGCAGCCGUAUCAAUCAAUACCAACAGCAGGUGAUGAGUGAAAUUUCACGAAAUGCAAACAGUUCAAAUACGGUGUUGCCGAAUCCGUUCGCCAAUCAGAUCCCCUACGACUACAACAACAGCUCACGGCAAAAUAGCGGUGGGUAUCAGAACCGUGGAGGCGGCUUCCAGCAGCGUGGAAGAAACACUGGUAAUUUUGGCGGCAAUCAGUUCCAGCAGCGAAACCAAGGAGGUCAGCGGUUUAAUAACAACUUCAACAACGGAGGCGGUGGCGGUGGUGGUGGCGGUGGGGGUGGAGCUGGCGGUGGAAAUCGCUUCGGCCAGAACAACAAUGCCGGUGGCAAUCGGUUUAACAAUAACCGAAGAAAUUACUAAGGCUUGACUUUGCAGAAGGUAGAUGAAUUCGUAGCACUUAUUUGUAGCUAUUGAUGAUCAUAUUUAAGAUAACAUUUCCAUUUAAUACGAUAACAAUUCAAUAUCUGCCCAGCUAAAUAGCACCAGAGUGUUUAUUUGGCAUUGUGUGACUCUAAUAAAUAAAAAAAACAGCUAUACUAGUGUUUAAGAAUUAGUAUGGCAUUUUUCAAAGAAACUAAUUUCAUUACAAAAUUGUACCCACGUGCUCUGUGAACUUGUAUGUGUAAGGAACUAGUUUUCCUACCAGGUGAUCUAAUGAAAUUGAAUUUAAGUGAAAAUUGGUAAACUAUAUUACUUAAUUGAGUUUUAGAACAAGAAUGAAAAUUUGUUGUAGACAAUUAUUGAUUGCAGCGGAAGAAGUACACAAGAAGCUCAUAAAAAAAGAUUACAACUUGAAUAA
Molecule: messenger RNA, 3752 nt
Organism: Ochlerotatus camptorhynchus
Lineage: Eukaryota; Metazoa; Arthropoda; Insecta; Diptera; Culicidae
Gene: Rat1
Product: 5'-3' exoribonuclease 2 Rat1
Exons: 4
Coding region: 185-3313 (1042 amino acids)
Biological process (GO): nucleobase-containing compound metabolic process
Cellular component (GO): nucleus
Molecular function (GO): nucleic acid binding; 5'-3' RNA exonuclease activity
Source: RefSeq, a predicted model, not a curated record